ACCUAACAGCACAACUUCCUGCUCGUCUCUGUGUGAGCUUGUGGUUUUGACAGAAGUGUAGAGAACAACCCAUACGCGCACCGAGUGAGUGACAAAUAGAGAGACAGACUAAAUUUGGUGAGAAAUGUUUUUGACACUCAUUAAAAAGUGACAAGUUGCAGUCGACAGCAUUUCAGAGCCCAACAAUGGAGCCACAAGAGAUCAGAGAGGGAUAUCUGGUGAAAAAGGGUACAGUGUUGAACUCCUGGAGGGCAGUGUGGGUGGUGUUGUCAGAUGAUGGGGUGGAUUUCUAUAAAAAGAAAACAGACCGUUCACCGAAAGGAAUGAUCCCACUGAAGGGAGCCAAACUCCUCAGCCCCUGUCAGGAUUUCAGCAAAAGGAUGCUGGUCUUCAAGAUUACCACUGAGAAAAAUCAAGAUCACUUUUUCCAAGCCUCACACAUAGAGGAGAGGGAAUCCUGGGUAAAGGACAUCAAGAGAGCUAUUACCUGCCUGAAUGGUGGGAAAAAGUUUGCCAGAAAGUCCACACGACGCUCCAUUCGCCUGCCUGACACAAUCAACCUGAAUGAGAUUUACAUGCUGAUGAAAGACCCGGAUAAUGGAGUCAGAGAGCAACAACUGCAGCAAGAGAAUCGAGUAUUCAACCACUGCUUCACCGGUGCAACUGUUAUAGAGUGGCUGGUUUCCCAGGGGAAAGCAAGAAAUAGCCCUGAGGCCCUCAUGUUAGGAACAGGGCUUCUGAAUGAGGGAUUUCUCCAGCCUGCAGGCGACAUUUCAAAAGAGAGAGCAGAGAGUGGAGAGCAAACAUCGUUCUUAGAUGAUACCAAAGCGCUUUACUACUUUGCUGACAGCGGGUUCUUUUGUGAAGGCUACUCCAGUGAUGAAGAUGUGCUUGUGAAGGAAGAAUUCAGAGGAAACAUCAUAAAACAGGGCUGUUUGCUUAAACAGGGACACAGAAGAAAAAACUGGAAGGUGCGAAAGUUUAUAGUGCGAGACGACCCUGCUUACAUGCACUACUAUGAUCCUUCAAAGGUUGAUGACCCUCUGGGCUCAGUUCAUCUGCGUGGAGCGGUGGUUACAGCUGUGGAGCAUGUUCCUGAUGCAAAAAAGCACGACAUUGAUGGCAACCUCUUUGAGAUCAUCACUGCAGAUGAAACUCACUACUUCCUCCAAGCUGCAACAGCUGAAGAAAGAAAGGAGUGGAUCAAAGCAAUACAGGCCGUGUCAAAAAGUGGAAAAUAACAGCAGCAGGGGGAUAUCUGCCAGCCACAUUUCUGACAAAACUGCACUACUAUUAAACCUUAGUGCUGUUUUCUUUCUAUGUAAAGUAAAUGGCAAGUUUCACUUUUCUGCGUUCUAUAAAACUACUCAGUGGAUGUUUGUGCACUAUAAGCAACAUUAAUCAUUUAAAAAUAUAUUAAUUAAAUGAUCCACAUUCAAUAAUUAAAUCAUAAUCAGUCAUUUGUGUGUUAUAUGUUCAAUAACGUGGGUAAUAAACUAGGAAAAUGUUGGUAAGAGUGUUAUGGUUGUAUCUGGUUGUAUUUAUAUAUAUGGACAUGUAAAUGUGCUUGCUGGUAAAACUCUUAAGUAUCAGCCUUUAAAAAUGUCUCAAAUCUAAAAAAAGCCCCUUGCAACUGAAGGCUGGUAACAGAGCAGAAGAAACUCCUUUUCUUGGCACAUUUUUCACCCACUGUGGUUUUCUGGUUUCCUCCUUGUUCAUAUGUCUUUCAAAUGUUUGAGAUAGUUAGAGCUAUCACACAAACACACUCUAUUCUGACUGUGAACUAGUUCUGAAUCAUAGUUAAGACCUUGUAGUUUCCAGGCCUGCUGCAAAUGUGUGACAAUUUAUCUGCUACAUAAAUGACUGGCUUGAGUAACAGCGAGCCUAUCUCACUGUCUUAAAGAGAAAACAACACCAGACAGGAGUGGCUAUUUCCUACUUUGGGAAUUUAAAAUACUUCAGUCAAAUUAAUAGUUUAAUUUAAUUUAAUUUAAGUAGAGAUUAGUGAUAUGCAAGAUGGGCUCAUAGUGCUCAUUUGUUGCAUGUUUGAGCAGGUGGUGAAUAUAAUAUGACCAAAAGAAAUGCCUAAAAUCUAUUUAGAUGAAAUCAGCAUUGUAACAAACCAGAACCCCUGUUUCCUUCUGUGAUCAAAUUCUCUCGCAGAUGUUUGCUCUAGCCAUCAUGAACAGUUUCACUCCAGUGAAUCAACUUGAAUAAUUUGAACAACACUUUCCUUCCUGUGUGAUCAGACACAUGGGCACCAAACACCCACUCGUGCAUUUAGACAGCUGUUCAGUUUGUUCCCACUGCCUACUCCUCACCACAGACCAAUGAAUUGUGCAGAGGCCCUUACUCCUGUAUACUAACAUUAAGCAAAUAUUAAGUUCUUGGGUUUGAUUCAGCAUAACAGUAUAUUCUCCAAAAGUUAUUGCUGCAUUUGCAUAUUUUAUAAUGAUCACCAGUAAUGUUUCUAAUUUUAGUUUAUUAUUUGUUCUUAGAAGAAACAGAAAAAGAAAAACAGGUUUUUCCCAAUCAUUUAUAAAUUGAAGGCAUUUUACAGUUCUAACACUGGAGGGCGCUAUAUAUCAAUCUAACUUUCUUGCUUUGUGUUUUUUUACAUCCUUGCAUAGAGGAAUGCUGUUGCAAAUGGUCAAAAGCCAAUGAACUUCAUUUAAAAAAAGUGAGAAGUAGAUUUGGCAUGCUGCUUCUCACAUUUUAUGUAUAUAUACAUUGAAAUUUUAAGAUUAUGUGGUCUAUGAGUGAGCCUCAGAGUGUUGCAUGUGUCCUUUUUGAUAAAAAAACAGAUGCCAUCCAUUCAAGCUCCUGGGAAGACAGGAACUCAUUUAAAAAGCGGAAACUAAUUUCUCUUAUUAAGUUCUAGCUUGUAAGGUUCUAAUGAGCCUUUUUAAUUAACCAUUAAAUCAUCUUAUCCUGAUUGUACUAUAAGCACAAGGAAAUUGAGAAAUAAAGUGGUGAUGAGGGUUAAAAAAGCUUAGUUCAUUGUCAGUAUGGUUGUGGUGCAAUGUUAAAUGACUCAUAGCAAUUUGCAAAAAGUCAACGUGUCUAAUGUAGCACAAAGCUCUGAACACAUCAAAUGGAACAUGCUAAUAGAAGUGGGAUCUCCAGAACUGCUGGAGAGCCAACAGUUUAUCACAUUCACUUUGCAGCUCCAAACUCGGACUCAAUCAUAUCAUUUUGUCUGAUAAUGUUACAAACUUCAGGUCACAUGCAUUUCUUUACAGAGAUUGUCGCACCCAGUGUCAUUUAAUAAACCACUCUGGUCACACCAUCACCCGUC
Melanotaenia boesemani (Boeseman's rainbowfish) is the source of this 3298-nucleotide messenger RNA. It is a transcript of the gene plek, whose product is annotated as pleckstrin. Lineage: Eukaryota; Metazoa; Chordata; Actinopteri; Atheriniformes; Melanotaeniidae. Gene Ontology annotation, cellular component: plasma membrane. The record is from RefSeq and is a predicted model, not a curated record. Gene Ontology annotation, biological process: actin cytoskeleton organization; intracellular signal transduction. The transcript has 9 exons. The coding region runs from base 186 to 1241 and encodes 351 amino acids.